This is a messenger RNA of Oryza brachyantha (malo sina), 4143 nucleotides long. Its product is annotated as cellulose synthase-like protein D2. Gene Ontology annotation, cellular component: trans-Golgi network; plasma membrane. Gene Ontology annotation, molecular function: cellulose synthase (UDP-forming) activity; mannan synthase activity. Gene Ontology annotation, biological process: plant-type primary cell wall biogenesis; cellulose biosynthetic process. The coding region runs from base 352 to 3912 and encodes 1186 amino acids. The record is from RefSeq and is a predicted model, not a curated record. The transcript is spliced from 4 exons. Lineage: Eukaryota; Viridiplantae; Streptophyta; Magnoliopsida; Poales; Poaceae.
CUUCCUCGAUGAGCUGUCUCCUGUGGCGCGGACUUCGUCUUCCCCUCGGAGCUUUUCUCUCACCAAACCACCCUUUGCAAUACUUGUACUCGCCUCGAUUCCUCCUCAAUUAGAGUCACCAUUAAGUACUCGCAUCGCAUCCCCUCCCUUGCUUCGAUCCGUAGCUGAUUGGUUCCAUUCAUUCAUAUUCAUACGGUGACUGCAAGAAGAAGAAGAGCGAAGUACACACGCCAUUGCCAUUGCUUGCUCCGAUCUCUCUUCCUCCUCGAGCUUGCUUCGAGUGGUGGUGGUAUACAUGAUCAAGCAGUGACCCCGACUGCCUGACGAGUGAGAAUCGAAGGGCGCGCCGCCAUGGCUUCCAACGGCGGCGGCGGCGGGUUGCGUCACAGCAACAGCAGCCGCCUCUCGCGCAUGUCCUACUCCGGCGAUGAGGGCCGCGCUCAGGCUCCCGGUGGCGGCGGCGGCGGCGGCGGCGACAGGCCGAUGGUGACGUUCGCCCGCCGCACCCACUCCGGGCGCUACGUGAGCUACUCCCGCGACGACCUCGACAGCGAGGUCGGCAACAGCGGCGACUUCUCGCCGGACAGGCAGGAGUUCCUCAACUACCACGUGACCAUCCCGGCGACCCCGGACAACCAGCCGAUGGAGGUGGCCAUGGACCCGGCCAUCUCCGCCCGCGUCGAGGAGCAGUACGUCUCCAACUCGCUCUUCACCGGCGGCUUCAACAGCGUCACCCGCGCCCACCUCAUGGACAAGGUCAUCGAGUCGGAGGCCAGCCACCCGCAGAUGGCCGGCGCCAAGGGCUCCUCCUGCGCCAUCAACGGCUGCGACGGCAAGGUCAUGAGCGACGAGCGCGGCGAGGACAUCCUCCCCUGCGAGUGCGACUUCAAGAUCUGCGCCGAGUGCUUCGGCGACGCCGUCAAGAACGGCGGCGUCUGCCCCGGCUGCAAGGAGCCUUACAAGGCCACGGAGCUUGACGACCUGGUCGGUAGCGCCGCCGCCGCCGCCGCCGGCGGCAGGCCGACGCUGUCGCUGCCUCCACCGCCCGGCGGCUUGCCGGCGGCGUCGAGGAUGGAGAGGCGGCUGUCGAUAAUGCGGUCGCAGAAGGCCAUGACCAGGAGCCAGACCGGCGAUUGGGAUCACAACCGGUGGCUGUUCGAGACCAAAGGAACAUACGGGUAUGGCAAUGCAAUCUGGCCCAAGGAGAACGAGGUCGACAAUGGCGGCGGCGGCGGCGGCGGCGGGCUGGGUGGAGGCGACAGCCAGCCGGCAGAGUUCACGAGCAAGCCAUGGAGGCCGCUCACUCGGAAGCUCAAGAUUCCUGCUGGUGUGCUUAGCCCAUACAGGCUUCUUAUUCUUAUCCGCAUGGCUGUUCUUGGUCUGUUCCUUGCAUGGAGAAUUAAGCACAAGAAUGAGGAUGCAAUGUGGCUGUGGGGCAUGUCUGUUAUUUGUGAACUCUGGUUUGGGCUCUCUUGGCUCUUGGAUCAGCUGCCAAAGUUGUGCCCUGUUAACCGAGCAACUGACCUUGCUGUACUGAAAGAUAAAUUUGAGACCCCGACGCCAUCGAACCCUAACGGAAGAUCUGAUCUGCCAGGACUUGAUAUAUUUGUGUCUACUGCUGAUCCAGAUAAAGAACCCCCAUUGGUCACAGCAAAUACUAUUCUGUCUAUCCUUGCUGCUGAUUAUCCUGUUGAGAAGCUUUCUUGCUAUGUUUCUGAUGAUGGAGGCGCUCUCCUGACAUUUGAAGCAAUGGCUGAAGCCGCUAGCUUUGCUAACAUGUGGGUCCCCUUUUGUCGCAAACAUGACAUUGAGCCUCGCAACCCUGAGAGCUACUUUAAUCUCAAGAGGGACCCAUACAAGAACAAGGUUCGCUCUGAUUUUGUCAAGGACAGAAGAAGGGUGAAGAGGGAGUAUGACGAGUUCAAGGUCAGGAUUAAUGGCUUACCUGAUUCAAUCCGCCGCCGCUCCGAUGCAUAUCAUGCCAGAGAAGAAAUCAAGGCCAUGAAGCGGCAGCGAGAGGCUGCUCUUGAUGACGUGGUGGAGGCGGUUAAAAUCGCUAAAGCUACCUGGAUGGCUGAUGGCACACAUUGGCCAGGUACCUGGAUUCAGCCCUCUGCUGAGCAUGCUCGGGGUGACCAUGCUGGAAUAAUCCAGGUAAUGCUGAAACCUCCUAGUGAUGAUCCCUUGUAUGGGAGCAGUGGUGAAGAAGGCAGACCUCUUGAUUUCACCGAAGUUGACAUCCGUUUGCCAAUGUUGGUCUAUGUGUCCCGAGAGAAGCGUCCUGGUUAUGAUCACAACAAGAAGGCUGGUGCGAUGAAUGCCUUGGUCCGCUCAUCUGCUGUCAUGUCAAAUGGACCUUUCAUCCUUAACCUUGAUUGUGAUCACUAUGUUUACAACUCACAAGCUUUCCGUGAAGGCAUGUGCUUCAUGAUGGAUCGUGGUGGUGACCGUAUUGGCUAUGUCCAGUUCCCACAACGGUUUGAGGGCAUUGAUCCAUCAGAUCGAUAUGCUAACCACAACACUGUCUUCUUUGAUGUCAACAUGCGUGCACUAGAUGGUAUCAUGGGACCAGUCUACGUUGGCACUGGAUGCCUUUUCCGUCGCAUUGCUUUAUAUGGUUUUGACCCACCACGCUCCAAGGAACAUAGUGGUUGCUGCAGCUGUUGUUUCCCUCAGAGGCGCAAGGUCAAAACUUCAACAAUUGCAUCUGAAGAGAGACAGGCUUUGAGAAUGGCAGACUUUGAUGAUGAGGAAAUGAACAUGUCACAAUUUCCCAAGAAGUUCGGUAACUCAAACUUCCUCAUCAACUCUAUUCCGAUUGCUGAAUUCCAAGGGAGACCUCUUGCUGACCAUCCUGGAGUUAAAAAUGGACGUCCUCCUGGUGCACUCACUGUCCCUCGCGACCUUCUUGAUGCUUCCACAGUUGCCGAAGCUAUCAGUGUCAUCUCAUGCUGGUACGAAGAUAAGACCGAGUGGGGUCAGCGUGUUGGAUGGAUCUAUGGUUCAGUCACAGAGGAUGUGGUAACUGGUUACAGGAUGCACAACCGUGGAUGGAAAUCAGUUUACUGUGUCACCAAACGUGAUGCUUUUCGUGGCACUGCACCAAUCAACCUUACUGACCGUCUCCAUCAGGUGCUGCGGUGGGCUACUGGUUCAGUCGAAAUCUUCUUCUCCCGCAACAAUGCACUACUUGCAAGCCGAAAGAUGAAGUUUCUUCAGAGGAUUGCGUACCUGAACGUUGGUAUAUACCCCUUCACUUCAAUCUUCCUCAUUGUCUACUGCUUCCUGCCAGCAUUGUCCCUCUUCUCUGGGCAGUUCAUUGUGCGGACGCUAAAUGUGGCAUUCCUGACCUAUCUGCUUGUCAUCACUCUAACAAUGUGCAUGCUUGCGGUGCUCGAGAUCAAGUGGUCAGGUAUCAGUUUGGAGGAAUGGUGGAGGAAUGAGCAGUUCUGGCUUAUCGGAGGAACUAGUGCCCACCUUGCUGCCGUGCUCCAGGGUCUUCUCAAGGUGAUUGCUGGUAUCGAGAUCUCCUUCACGCUGACAUCCAAAUCUGGAGGAGAUGAAGCAGACGACGAUUUUGCUGAUCUCUACAUCGUCAAGUGGACGUCGCUCAUGAUCCCACCAAUUGUCAUCAUGAUGGUGAACCUGAUUGCUAUCGCUGUUGGGUUCAGCAGGACAAUAUACAGCGAAAUCCCUCAGUGGAGCAAGCUCCUGGGUGGUGUGUUCUUCAGCUUCUGGGUGCUGGCUCACCUGUACCCAUUUGCCAAGGGGCUGAUGGGAAGGAGAGGGCGGACACCGACCAUCGUCUUCGUCUGGUCUGGCCUCCUCGCCAUCACCAUCUCAUUGCUGUGGGUGGCCAUCAACCCGCCGUCGCAGAACUCGCAGAUAGGCGGCUCCUUCACAUUCCCCUGAACUCCCUCCUGAACCAUUUUGUAUGAUGAAUGAAUUAUAUCACUGGUUCCACCAGCAUUUGUCCUCUGUGCUGUUGUAGAGUAAAUUCUGACUGUUUUCCCAAUGUUUACUUAGGUCUUUGAUUUUCUUUUUUGUUCAAAGAUGAUACUAUGAUGAAUGAUGAUAGUUCUUUUGUUCGUUUGUUCUUGUUCCAAUAUAUGAGGAGAGGUUCUGUUUGGACCUGGACAUCAA